Messenger RNA from Brassica rapa (field mustard), 1760 nucleotides. Its product is annotated as cysteine-rich receptor-like protein kinase 11. Gene Ontology annotation, cellular component: plasma membrane. Gene Ontology annotation, biological process: protein phosphorylation; defense response to bacterium. Lineage: Eukaryota; Viridiplantae; Streptophyta; Magnoliopsida; Brassicales; Brassicaceae. Gene Ontology annotation, molecular function: ATP binding; protein serine/threonine kinase activity. The record is from RefSeq and is a predicted model, not a curated record.
CUUUUGACAAAUUAACGAAUACAACUUAUAAAUAUUGGGAGGGAAUCUUCGGUUUGGUAUUUAAGAAAGCGAACGGUAGAGAGGUUUUUGCUUUUGCAAGAUCUUCUUACAAAGAAAAAAUAAAGCUGAUGAAUUUGAUUUCAAUCCUCUGUUUUGUUCUCAUAAGCUUCGGUGUUGCUUCGGUUUCAGCAGAAACAACAUGUCCGAACAAUGGAGGAGGUUUCACGCCCAACGGUACCUACGACGCAAACCGCCGUCUCAUCCUAUCUUAUCUUCCUUCAAACGUCACGGCUCAAAAGGGCCUCUUUUACAACGGCUCCAUCGGACAAGAACCGAACCGUAUCUACGUAACAGGGAUGUGCAUGCCAGGAUCAGAUACAGUUGUCUGUUCUGACUGUAUCAAGAUGGCCUCUGAUGAUUUGUUACAGAGAUGUCCAAACCAAACAGAAGCGUAUUCUUGGGCACCUCAUCCCACGCUUUGCUAUGUGCGCUACUCCAACACUUCUUUCUUAGGAUCUUUAGAUCUAAGUCCGUGGCAGAGCAUCACCCACCGUGCAAAUGUAACCUCAGAUCUGACAGAGUUCAGGAAGAUAUGGGAAGACUUAGCUGUUCGUAUGAUUGAUGCAGCAUCCACAUCCAAAAGCUCACCAUCCUCUAGUGAUAACUAUUACACAGCUAAUACCGCAGCCUUGAAUCCUUUCCAGGAAAUCUAUGCAUUGAUGCAAUGCACGCCGGAUCUUUCCUCUAGUGAUUGUAAGACUUGCCUCCGAGAGAGCGUACGUCACUACAACGACCGGCCAUGCUGUAAUAGGAGGCAAGGGACCCGUGUCCGGCGGCCAAGCUGCUAUCUCCGUAUGGAGACGUAUACCUUCUCUAAGGCUUCUUUUGUUAAUUUUACGGCGGCUUCUCCUCUUCCUGUAGAUGAUCAGCCCAGCAAGAUCAACAAUGGAGAAGAUAGCAAAAGACUCUCAACUGGAAUUGUCGUGGCCAUUACCGUUGCAACUGUUGUUGGCGUCUUGAUACUGCUUGUUCUUGGUUAUGUUCUAUGCCGGAGGAGAAACUCAUACCAAAGAACUCAGUUUGAAAAUGAUAGUGAUAUCUCAACUACAAAUUCAUCACAAUACGACUUUAAGACAAUUGAAGUUGCAACAAACAAUUUUUCCAGUAGUAAUAAGCUCGGUGAAGGUGGGUUUGGCGAGGUUUACAAGGGUACACUAUCAACUGGAACGGAAGUGGCUGUGAAGCGACUGUCGAAAAUGUCAGGACAAGGGACAAGAGAGUUCAGGAACGAGGCUGUUCUUGUGUCAAAACUUCAACAUAGGAAUCUUGUUAGGCUUCUUGGAUUCUGUUUGGAAGGAGAAGAAAAGAUUCUCAUCUAUGAGUUUGUCCCUAACAAAAGCCUUGACUAUUUCCUAUUUGACCCUGAAAAGCAAGGUCAGCUAGACUGGUCUCAACGAUACAAGAUCAUUGGAGGGAUUGCUAGAGGAAUUCUUUAUCUUCAUCAAGAUUCACAGCUCACAAUCAUUCAUCGUGACCUUAAAACAAGUAACAUUCUCUUGGAUGCUGAUAUGAACCCAAAGAUUUCAGAUUUUGGACUGUCUACAAUCUUUGGAAUAGAUCAAACUCAAGGCAAUACCAACAGAAUUGCUGGAACCUAGUCAAUUUUCCAUGAAAUCUGACGUUUAUAGCUUUGGAGUCUUAGUUCUCGAGAUUAUAAGUGGAAAGAAAAACAGUAACGUCUACCAGAUGGAUGAAACGAG